Molecule: messenger RNA, 927 nt
Organism: Mercenaria mercenaria
Lineage: Eukaryota; Metazoa; Mollusca; Bivalvia; Venerida; Veneridae
Exons: 2
Coding region: 1-927 (308 amino acids)
Molecular function (GO): zinc ion binding; nucleic acid binding
Source: RefSeq, a predicted model, not a curated record
AUGACAAGUAUCUCUCCUUUCGUUAUAGAAAAAACACUCGAGAGUAUAGCCGGAACGCCAAAAUCUGUAAAGACAUUACGGACAGGAGAUCUUUUGGUAGAAAUUGAAAAGGCUGCACAUGCACAGAAUUUACUUAAAAUGACAAACUUUUUCGGCCAUCCAUGCAAGUGCACUGCACAUCGUACUCUGAACUCCUCAAGAGGGGUUGUUCGUUGCCCUGAUCUUGCUGGGGUAUCAGAGACGGAAAUUGUGCAAGGCCUUGCUGAACAACAUGUUACAGCUGCUAGACGCGUCAGAAUAAAACGAGAUGGAAAAGAAAUUAUAACUAACACUAUCAUACUUACAUGUGGCAUCCCAUUCCUUCCUAGCUCUGUAAAAGUAGGUUAUCUCCAAACAAAGGUCACCCAAUACAUACCGAAUCCCCUCCAAUGCUAUAACUGUUUCAAAUUUGGUCAUAACGAGUCAAACUGCAAAAAAGAUCACAUUUGUCAUAAAUGCAAACAAGAUGGUUACUCUCAUGAGCCUGACAGAUGUAAUAGACCAUUGUGCUGUGUGAAUUGCGGCGAGGAACAUUCAGCCAGGUCUCGCGACUGCAAGACGUGGAGGAUCGAAAAGGAGGUCCUCCACGUCAAGUUCACACAGGGCAUUGGAUUUCCUGAAGCCAGACGAAUUGCAAAUGCUAAAUUUAUGCCACCAUCACUCACAACAACAUAUUCUUCAAUCACAAAAUCAAAUACAAACAAAUCAACAACGUUUUCAGACGCGUCUACGCAAACCGAGUCUGUACCUGUCCCAGACAUACCAAAGGAAAGGCCGAAAAUAACAGAAAAACAUACACAGACACCAAAAGUUCAAACUGCCGCCACUAAACCAACACUACCACCAGCUGUUCAAAAUGUCCCCAGGUUGUUUGGAACUGGAGAAUAA